This is a messenger RNA of Carlito syrichta (Philippine tarsier), 372 nucleotides long. RefSeq names its product chromosome unknown C3orf35 homolog (gene APRG1). NCBI's taxonomy places the organism in Eukaryota, Metazoa, Chordata, Mammalia, Primates, Tarsiidae. The record is from RefSeq and is a predicted model, not a curated record.
AUGGCCAGUGUGGAUUUAGGUGGCACAGAAAAAAGGUGUAAACUUUCCAGAAUAAGCCCAGACUUUGAAAAUGUGAUAAAAAUGUUAUUGUGUGUCCAAAUUUUUCACACAAGAAUUGGAGGAGAUUUAACACAGAAUAGAGAAAGGCUGGUUAAUGCAGAGCAGAUGGGCCUGCAGGGCAGUGCUGGGCAUUUCAACAUCUUCCCCUUGGACCGUCAACCUCAAGAUGACUGAAUGCCGGUGUCUUUAGCGAAAAAUAAAUUUAAUGCCUUUGGGGAAAGUAUAAACAUGGCUGGUUCAAUUUCUGGAGUGAUUGGUGGUAAAUUUUCAAGAAUCUUCUAUGUGGCAGGCAUUUGGUAUUCACUAAUUUAA